UUAAAAUAAAGUUUUGGAAUCACGUUCUUCUCUCCGUUUCAGUUCCCACUUCCGCGCUCUACACUCAUCCCUCUAAAUGCUCCAUCGGCGGCGCUAUCAGCCUUGCACCGCCGUCGUACCGAACCUCCAUUACACUGAACUUCCAUUGCACCGAGGCUCUGUCGCACCCCUUACCUGUUCUUCUCUAUCGCACCCCCUCCGUCGGCCUUGCUCGCGUUGCUCCCUUACGAACCCUAAUGUGCGUGUCUCUCUUUGAUCUCGCCACUAGUGCUUGCUCUUCUCCGUGUGUUGCUGCGUUUCUCUCUUCGAUCUUGCCUCAGCUGUGCAGGACUGAGAAUCAAGAUGAUAUAGAUGCCGUAAUUGUUGGUGUGCUUGUUGAUCCAAAGGAGGCAAGAGCUGGAAUCAGGGAGGUCCAUUUUUUCCCUUUCAAUCCUGGAGACAAGAGGACUGCUCUAACUUACAUUGAAUCUGAUGGAAAUUGGCAUAUAUCCAGCAAAGGUGCUCCAGAGCAGAUAUUGAACCUCUGCAACUACAAAGAGGAUGUGAAGAGAAAGGCUAUGCAACUAUUGUUAAGUUUGCUGAGCGUGGGCUCUGAUCUUUGGGGGUUGCUAGACAGCUUCGGAAGUACCUGAGAAAUCAAAAGAUGCUCAUGGUGCACUAUGGCAAUUUCUUGCGCUGCUACCACUAUUUGAUCCUCCCAGGCAUGAUAGCACUGAAACCAUCACAAGAGACCUGAACCUUGGUGUUAAUGUAAAAAUGAUUACUGUGAUCAGCUUGCUAUUGCCAAGGAAACUGGAAGAAGGCUUGGCAUGGGAACAAACUUGUACCCUUCAUCCUCAUUGCUUGGUCAAAGCAAGGAUGCUGCACGGUUUCUGUUUUGGAAAUUUAUUCUUCAAUUUAUCAACUUGUUUGUAGGCUUUUGCAGCUUCCUGCUUAGCAUCCAUAGCCCACUUCUAGAAAUUACCACAAGAGUUUGGUUCAAACAGCAACAAUGCAAUGUAAACUUAGACUCUGCUGUAUUUUUUAUUUCCUUUUCUAUUUUAGCUUUUAAUGCUGUAAUUUAUGCAGCUAAGGCAUUUAUGAACUUAGACUCUGGACCUCUUUUACCCCUACUUUGAAAGCUGCUUUCUUGACAUCAUCUAUUCCAUCCUGGAUCUUUUCUAUGCCUUUCAAGCAAUUCUACAUGUUGCUUUUCCAGAUCUGCAUAUUGUUCUAGAAGUCGUGCAUGGCUUUCUAUUAAAAGAUACCAGCCUCCUCUUCCAGCUGAUCAAGUAAAAUCUUUAAAUGAAUAUGAUGAGGAAGGAGAAGCCUCACGAAGGGUGCGAGGAAGAGGACAUGGUGGAAGGGGGAGGGGAAGAGGAAGGGGUAGAGGCAUUGCUGACCACUUAUUAUUUUUAUUUUUUGAUCAGAAGAUUCCUUAUACUUUUUGUUUUGGUUUCUUCGGGAAUAUGAAAAAUACUUACUUGGACACAAUCUGUUUCACAUAGGAAAUUACGAUGGAGGUAUGGAAUACAGUAAUGGUUGGGAUGGUGGCAGAUGACGAGGCCGUGGUGUAACUUCUUCCUUUUGCUGAUUUGUGGAACUGAUUUUAACUAUCAUAAAAUUUCUCUCAGGUAAUGAUCGCACAAAGGGGUAACUUCUUUCUUUUGCUGAUUUGUGGAGCUGAUUUUAACUAUCAUAAAAUUUCUCUCAGGUAAUGAUCGCACAAAGCGGUAACUUCUUCCUUUUGUUGUCAUGCUAUUUUACUUUUAUUUCUUUCCAUUUUUUAUAACUGAUUAAUUAUUCUUCCCACCCAUUAUUUCUUUCCAUUUCUUACAACUAAUUAUUUCUUACAACUAAUUAUUUCUUACAACUUUUAUUUCUCUUUUGUUGUCAUGCUACUGUCUCAGGUAAUGUUUGUGCUUCUUCAAUUUUUACAUUUUGUUGAGUUGUUUAGCAAACUUAUCUCCAGGGAACUAAUUUGUAUUCAUUUUUCCCCCUUUCUGAAGAGAUGUUUCACUUUUAUUGGAUCAAGGAUUCAAGACACAGAUGCACUGCUUCUUUCACCCAUUGUCAAAUGACAUGUCCAUAU
This is a messenger RNA of Arachis ipaensis, 2071 nucleotides long. Lineage: Eukaryota; Viridiplantae; Streptophyta; Magnoliopsida; Fabales; Fabaceae. The record is from RefSeq and is a predicted model, not a curated record.